Neurospora hispaniola is the source of this 1491-nucleotide messenger RNA. RefSeq names its product ATP-dependent RNA helicase. NCBI's taxonomy places the organism in Eukaryota, Fungi, Ascomycota, Sordariomycetes, Sordariales, Sordariaceae. The transcript is spliced from 5 exons. Gene Ontology annotation, biological process: mRNA export from nucleus; mRNA splicing, via spliceosome. Gene Ontology annotation, molecular function: RNA helicase activity; RNA binding; ATP binding. The record is from RefSeq and is a predicted model, not a curated record. Bases 105 to 1409 code for a protein of 434 amino acids.
UCGUAGUCGUCGUCAGCCGCACAUUCCAGCCUUGACACGCUCUCUCACUAAUUAAUCACAACCACUCACCCACCACUUCCACCACCAACACCACAACCGCCAACAUGUCCGCCGAGGAAGAUCUCAUCGACUACUCUGACGACGAGCUCAACAACGAGUCCGCCGCUCCCACCAACGGCAAGAAGGCCGAGGCUGUCCCCGCCGGCCAGACUGUCGACACCAAGAAGGGCUCCUAUGUCGGCAUCCACUCGACUGGCUUCCGCGACUUUCUGCUGAAGCCCGAACUUCUUCGCGCCAUUGCCGAUUGCGGCUUCGAGCAUCCCUCGGAGGUUCAGCAGACAUGUAUCCCCCAGGCCAUGCUUGGUGGUGAUAUCAUCUGCCAAGCCAAGUCCGGUCUCGGUAAGACGGCUGUCUUCGUCCUUACCACUCUUCAGCAAGUCGAGCCCGUCGCCGGCGAGUGCUCUGUCCUCGUCAUGUGCCACACUCGGGAGCUCGCUUUCCAGAUCCGCAACGAGUACAACCGCUUCAGCAAGUACAUGCCCGACAUCAAGACCGGCGUCUUCUACGGUGGUACUCCCAUCCAGAAGGAUGCCGAGGUCCUCAAGAACAAGGAGACCCAUCCCCACAUCAUUGUCGGUACUCCCGGUCGUCUCAACGCCCUGGUGCGCGACAAGCACCUCCGUCUCGGAAGCGUCCGCAUGUUCGUUCUCGAUGAGUGCGACAAGAUGCUCGACCAGAUCGACAUGCGCCGCGACGUUCAGGAGAUUUUCCGCGCCACUCCCCAGCAGAAGCAGGUCAUGAUGUUCUCCGCUACCCUGUCGGACGAGAUCAAGCCUAUCUGCCGCAAGUUCAUGCAGAACCCUACCGAGCACUACGUUGACGAAGACACCAAGUUGACCCUUCACGGUCUUCAGCAAUACUACAUUCCUCUUGAGGAGCGCGAGAAGAACCGCAAGCUCAACGAGCUUCUCGACGAGCUGCAGUUCAACCAGGUCAUCAUCUUCGUCAAGAGCACUCUCCGUGCUACCGAGCUGGACAAGCUUUUGCGCGAGUGCAACUUCCCCUCGAUCGCUGUCCACUCCGGUGUGAGCCAGGAGGAGCGUAUCCGUCGUUACAAGGAAUUCAAGGAAUUCAACAAGCGUAUCUGCGUCGCCACUGACGUCUUUGGUCGUGGUAUCGAUAUCGAACGCAUCAACCUUGCCAUCAACUACGAUCUCCCCGCCGACGCCGACUCUUACCUCCAUCGUGUCGGUCGUGCUGGUCGUUUCGGUACCAAGGGUCUUGCCAUCUCCUUCGUUACCACUGACCAGGACAAGGAGGUCCUCAAGGCCAUUGAGAAGCGCUUCGAGGUUGCUCUUCCUGAGUUCCCCAAGGAAGGUAUCGAUGCCUCCACCUACAUGGCUUCCUAAAUGGUUUAUCAAAGAUAGGACAGUAUGUAGCGUGUUUUGAGGAUAGAUAAUGUGUCAAGGGCUUUCGGUCACAAGUUUGUCU